AACCAGUCACCCGCCAGCUCUGUAGGGAAAAGGUUCCGUGGGAUCGAGUGCGCUGGUCUUCUCCAAGACCCUGCUUUACUAUUUAUUGAAUUUACUCACCCACAUAUGAGGAUAUUUGAGAGGUGUGAAGUGAAUAAGUUUGUUGACUUCGGAUUUACUGGACAGAUGAAGCAAAGCACAGCACCAAAAUGGUGCUAUGAUUUCCGCAUUUGAAUCUGAAAAAAAGAAAGAUGAUGAUACUAUGUGCGGAUGGAAGUUCAAGAGAGGAAAUCUGAAAAGUAAAUAAUUAGGAAAAGACAGCGUUGUAACUUUUUCCCGUUAGACACGACAUGAUGCAACUCUAUCAUGCUGUGAAUGUGAGAUACGCAAAACAAUAGCAAACUUCUGACAAACCGUAUAAGCACAUCUUCAAUGAUGAAUCUAAUCAACUGAAAGCGAAAAGCGGACCUAAAAACUAACAGAAAAUGAAUUCCACAAACGUGACGUGGAGUGAGCCGACCACGACAGUGGCCGCUCCUUCCUCCGGGACUUCACUGAAUGACUCCAGCUACGAUGCACUCGACCAGAUGCUGUUCAACCAGACGGUCAACUUCACGUAUCCGCCCGUGAACGCGGGCGUCGGGACGGAGAUCACGGCGCUGGUCGUGUUGAUCGUGGGUGUGGUAGGUAACGUCGUCGUCAUGAUGGUGUUCCUGUGGCGCCCUUGGGGUAGGACGCCUCUCCAAGUGGAUCGAGUUGUGGGGCUUCUGGCGCUGACGGGACUGGCCACCACUCUGACGUCGGUUCCUGUUCAGCUCUAUUCCUUCUCGACAACCGUCUACCCAGCGAGUGAUUCGGUCUGUCAGCUUCAGGGUUUUCUCCUUAACCUUCUCUGUCUCCUGUGCCUAUGGUAUACGACUGUUCUUGCUGUUGAGAGGUACGUCAAAUUCGCAUCGCCCCACGAACAUACCCUGACCUUUUCUCCCUUGAACCUCAACGUCGUCUUGUCGGGAGUCCUAGUGCUGCUUCUCAUUGAAGUGAGUGGGCCUAUUUAUGGAUGGGCUGAGUACGGCUACGUAGAAGACCUCGCGAUGUGUGUGCUCAAUCCACAGUCAACCCAUAUUUUCACCUACACCGUGAUUCAGACAGUGUGCUACGUGAGUUUCCCCGUCUGCAUCACUAUCGUCGCCUGCAUCAGCGUAUUGCACAGGUGUCAGACAGAUCCAGCACCACUCACAAGGGGAUCUCAGGUUCUGAAGUCAGACGUAGGAAUUAGCGUGCUAUGUGGCGCUAUGUUGAUGUCAGUGCUGUUUAUGUUGCCCUAUCACGUGCUGCUCAUGACUCAGUCAGCGGAGGUUGAAGUCCCUGUUUGGUCAAAGGUGUUGUCUUACUGGAUGAAGAUUGUAUCGCUGACCUGUGUUUACCCAUCAGUGCUUCUGCUGGCGAGACCCCGUGAGGUAUGGCCUCCCUUGAUGGCCACCCUACACAACAUGAAGAGGUGUCGGGUGCGCGGGUUCCUGCAAGACAAGGACGGCGACCUUGACCUGUCCAAUAUAGGAGUCGCAGGAGUGGACGAGAGCAUGCGCAAGGCGCGAAGGAUUUCCAAGUCCUCUCACAUGACAGACACGACCAUCCUCUCGGCCUCUCCUUCGCAUUCUGCCAAGGACUCUUGCCCUCCCUCCUCAGUCAGCCGGCUAUAGAGCAGGAGUAGCCGUCGGAUGAAGGGCUACCCAGACGAAAGAAUCAAUGCGAAGCUUGGCUUUGCUGUCAUGUGGUCGUGAAGGAUCUGGGAUGAAAUCUGAGAAGGUGACGACGAUGACAAAAAGUGACCCGCGAAGUGAGGGACAUUCAGACAUUUAUUUUUUCAUGAGUGUGUUCAGUUUAUGGUUUUUCUCAUUAGAGUAUAGUGACCGAAGAAGAUUAACUUUCUCUUUGUUUCUUCCUCUCUCAUUCUCUCUCCCUUUCUGAUUCUUUAUGUCUUUAUUUAAUAACUCUAAUAAGCUUCACGCCACAGUGACCACACAGGUCUCAAGACCUUUAUUCAUCCUCAUCUUGCUUAAUGACAUCAUCAUCAGUAAACCACUUCAAAUUAACAUUUUCCUCAUUCUGUCUUUCAUUUACCUCCCCGACCUUUUCCCAAACGAGGAGAACUGACUCUUAAGCCAGAUUUAUUGCGUGUGUACCUUUCAUUUGCCUGAAAGCUCCUAUUUAAAUGAUCAAAUAAAGGAGUAAUAAAAGAAAACGAAUGAACAUUUACAUAAAAUAAUCUUCCAUUAAUUUUAAUUCCGAUAUUCAGUAUCUCCAAGCAACCAGAGACGAGAUCUGUAAGUUGAUCUGUCUUUUCCAGUUUAUGUGUUAAGCAAAUGCCAAUAAAAGAUUAUGAAAACAGAAGGUUAACUGUAAAAGCAUUUUUCAAAUCUAGUCCAAUUCCCACGUAAGACAUGGAAACGAAAUAAUCCAUUCACGACAUUUUCGACGUAAGACAUGGAAACCAAACAAUCAACUUAUGAACGACUGCUAAACUUUGAUUCCAUCGCCUGGAUCACUCUAUGCCAUUUACAAGUAUAGUUAAAAGGGAAAAUGUUGUGCUACCAUUUAAAAAUUAAGUUGAAAAUUACCUGUUAUGUUACUUAACGACCAUCGGAAAGAACAAAAAUCUUAAGUUCAAAGCCUUCUCGUACCCAUAAACAAAAGCUACAUAACCACACUUCUAUUUGGCGAGAUCUUGCACGCGUAUAUACACACGUACACACACAUAAUACAUAUUAUUUCAUGUUGGCUUUAACGUCAACACACCCGAAUUCACUUUUAUGCUGUCACUGACUUUCUAGUUUAACAUGUAUCCUUUCACCUGUGUCUCAGCCACUUCCAAAGAUAUCGAAUUUCUUUCCAAUUACCAUUUUUAUGCAUUUUAUUAUAUCCAUCACCUUACUACAUAUUAUGCUUUUAGACGAUGAACAAAAGCUGUUGAUAUUCUAUAUAGCAUUAUUUCACUUCCGAGAGAAAGAAAGUUAUCUAGACUGCAAAACUAAGGAUAUGAAAAAAAUGUGUUAGUAUCAAAAUUCGUAACUUAGGUGUAUCAAAUAUGUUCAGACUGACUAAGGAAAAAAUUAAAUAGGAUAUGUGUCUUGUCUCUAAUAAGGAAAUUGUCUGAGGUGGGCAAGACACUGAUUACAAUGAUGAUGAAUAACCACUUUUUAAAAGUAAGUAACACCCCCAAUGCAAGUAAGUUCAAACAAAAUGUGGCUCCUCAUUUAUGUCUCAGUCAGCCUCUUCUUUUACGAUUUUGACAUGACCUGCUUAUAAGUGAACUUUAACUGUGAAAUAAAUGGUAUUUUUACUAUCAGUGUUCCUCUUCAUGUAUGAAAGUGUGUUUGUGUGUUUAUGUGUAUUUGUGUGUACAUGGAAAACUACGUGAGCGCAUGAGAACUGCGCCAUGGAAAAAAUCUUUCAAAUUACGCUGUCUUAGUUAAGGAUUAACUAAUGUGAUUGAACUGAAAAAGUUCUAUAUAUAAGGAGCACUGAAAGGGAGACAUAUCUUGUAUAUACAACUUAUAUGUGUAUGAAUCUUUCUGUUCUUGAA
Messenger RNA from Macrobrachium nipponense, 3562 nucleotides. RefSeq names its product pinopsin-like. The transcript has 8 exons. Gene Ontology annotation, cellular component: plasma membrane. Bases 465 to 1679 code for a protein of 404 amino acids. The record is from RefSeq and is a predicted model, not a curated record. Gene Ontology annotation, molecular function: G protein-coupled photoreceptor activity. NCBI's taxonomy places the organism in Eukaryota, Metazoa, Arthropoda, Malacostraca, Decapoda, Palaemonidae. Gene Ontology annotation, biological process: G protein-coupled receptor signaling pathway; cellular response to light stimulus; phototransduction.